CAAAACAAAUCGCAAGUGAGAUUGUUGUUAUAGUCAUCGAUGUUGUGGAAGAGUCAUCGCUACCAAUCUAGCGUUGUUAAAAUCCGCGAUUACAGCAGCAACUGCUUGUAAUAUAUAUUAAAAUCAGCUGAAGGGAUGGAAGUGAUUGAGUCGAUAGUUACGGACGGGAUUGAGGUGGAAGAGUCAACAGCCACGGUUUCGACAUUGGACUCGGAAAAGUCGAAAACAGAGUUUGUCUGGACCUUGCAAGCCACAUGGCACCUGGUUCGUGUUCGUCUGGACAUGGACCACGAGUUUGACCAGCCCGUAUGCAAAAAGAAGAAGUUGUGGGAGACGGUGGCUGAGAGAGUGACCACCAGAUUAAGAGCCGAGGGCUACCAGGACGUCGCAGUGAAGGCUUUCGAAUGUGACCUCAAGUGGAGAAACAUGCUGGCAACCUACAGGAAAAAUGCUGAACGGGCCAAGCGGCUCGGAACCCACAGCGUGCACUGGGAGUUCUUCAAGACCAUGCAUGAAGUGCUGGGCCGGAGCUACGAGGAGAUCGAUGCUCAGCGCAGAGCCAAGCUGAGCGGCACCAAGGUGGGCAAAACCAUGGCCAGUAAACGCUACACACCGAUAUUACCCACACCUCCUCUCACAGCCACAGCAGUCCCUCCUAGCAGACCCCCUCAGGAUGUCCUGCAGUUGUAUCUGGAGCUGCAGGAGAGAAAGCUGAACAUGUGGGCCCAGCAGAAGGCUCUGGAGGAGAGGAAGAUCGAGGCCAUUAAUAAUCUGGCCAGAGCCAUCAGCAGCCUGGCACAGGACAGUACUGACAGAGGACAGAUGCCCAAAGAGCCCACAGUCUCUGACCCUCUCUCUUCACUUUCUUCUCAACAUUAAAAGACCCAUAGUCUA
Pygocentrus nattereri (red-bellied piranha) is the source of this 894-nucleotide messenger RNA. RefSeq lists its product as uncharacterized. The coding region runs from base 136 to 879 and encodes 247 amino acids. The transcript has 2 exons. NCBI's taxonomy places the organism in Eukaryota, Metazoa, Chordata, Actinopteri, Characiformes, Serrasalmidae. The record is from RefSeq and is a predicted model, not a curated record.